AUGACGAGUUAUGAAGUGUCUGUUCAACAGCUCAAUGAUCUGCUGACCGAUGAAAAUGGAGACUUCUGCAUGCCUUCUAAACCUUUUCAUGAAGUCUAUCCUGGGAUACUGCUAGGAAAUGAGUCUGCAGCCACAAAUGUGACCCGUUUGCUGGAACUAGGAGUGACACACAUCCUCAACGCUGCUGAAGGCCAAUCAGACAUGCAUGUGAACACAGAUGCAGAGUACUAUGCAGAUACAGGGAUCAUCUAUCAUGGGAUACCAGCCUUCGACACUGACCAUUUUGACCUCAGCAUAUAUUUUGAAGAAGCUUCUGAUUUUAUUCAAAGAGCUUUGGAAAUGAAAGGGAAAGUGUAUGUCCACUGUCAAAAAGGCUACAGUCGUUCAGCUGCUCUGGUCAUCGCUCAUCUGAUGUUGCAGCACAACAUGGACGUGCGAGCUGCAGUGGCCACAGUCAGAGAGAAACGAGAAAUCGGGCCCAAUGAUGGAUUCCUGCGCCAGCUCUGCCAGCUCAACGACAGGCUGUAUGAUUAA
This is a messenger RNA of Danio rerio (zebrafish), 534 nucleotides long. It is a transcript of the gene dusp3b, whose product is annotated as dual specificity phosphatase 3b. The record is from RefSeq and is marked provisional. NCBI's taxonomy places the organism in Eukaryota, Metazoa, Chordata, Actinopteri, Cypriniformes, Danionidae. Gene Ontology annotation, molecular function: protein tyrosine/serine/threonine phosphatase activity; hydrolase activity; protein serine/threonine phosphatase activity.